Penicillium soppii is the source of this 894-nucleotide messenger RNA. RefSeq lists its product as uncharacterized. The transcript has 2 exons. The record is from RefSeq and is a predicted model, not a curated record. NCBI's taxonomy places the organism in Eukaryota, Fungi, Ascomycota, Eurotiomycetes, Eurotiales, Aspergillaceae. The coding region runs from base 1 to 894 and encodes 297 amino acids.
AUGAUCGCCAUGAACUCCUCCGAUACUAUGACAAACUAUGACAGUGACACAGCGAGCGAGGAACGAGCACCAUCUUCUCAACUAAAGACAAAGAUUCAAGCCAAAUUUCAGAUAGCCCGUCCGCCCCCAAAAUCUAGUCAACGACUCCGACUCAGCCCCAAACUACUCCUCCAAAUUCAGCAAUUACCAUCAAAUCACAGACCAGUUCCAGUACUAGAAAUCUGGCAGCCACCACUUCGGAAAUCCAAAUUGACAAGAGGCUUUCCACAACGCCCAAAGCUAAGCGCAAAAGAUCUCUACGCCACACUCAACGAGCCAUAUAUCACCAAAAAUGAGCGCCCAGACCAAGAGCAGUCUCAAAUACAUAACGAGCCCACAAAUCAAGAAAAGGAUAUCGUAGCUGCAAUGUGCUACCCACCAACGGGCGACAAUCCAUCAUCAUCGGCCAUCCAUUUUCGCGACGCGCGCUGUAUCUGGCAAGCCGUCUCCAGCCCAGCAGGACCUGGGCAGAGCACAUCCUGCUACAGAUUCGCCAUCAAGAACGAAGUAAAUAAUACUGGCGUAGACCAGUGCGGGAUGUUCAUGCAGUGGGAGAAACGGGAUCUCCCCAACACAGACGGAACAGCUGGUGCUGAAACCGAGCGGUUUGUGCUUCUGGCGAUUGACCGCAAGGCGCGCCGCAAGAGCAGGAUUGCGACGAUGAAUCGUGGUGGAUUUGAGAUUAAUGUGCGGAAGAGUUCGAUACUGGAGCAUUUAAGGGCUUGUUUGGCGCUGACGGAUCCUGUUGAUGGUGGUGCGGUUGGGGAUUCUUCUGUUGAUUUGGAGGUUUGGUUGUAUACUCAUGUUCUCACACUUGGUGUCUGGGUUGCUUCGCAAGAAGGCUGGUUGAAUUAA